AGUUUUUAGGUACAGAAGUCAGAGAAGAUAGGGUCAACGAUGUCGUCAUUAAACAACACUGUUUCUUCAAUAAUGAACUUGUUGAAAUGGACAAAAAUUGAUGCCAUCAACGCCAAAACUCUUCUUAUUAUGAUAACAUCUUUAAUGUUGAUGGUACUCAUAAAGAAACUAAUUAAUUUCUGUUUGUGGUACCGACUUUACACGAAAAUGAUGAAACAGAUCCCGGGUCCAGAGAAUACACAUUGGCUUUAUGGAAAUUUACAUCUGCUGACAGAAAAACAUUCUGACCAGCUGAAACUUGGAAGUGAGCUGACAGCUAAAUUCCCAAGAAUGUACAAGUUCUGGAUUGGACCAUUUAAUGCAACAAUUGUUUUGAACCAUCCUGAGACGAUCAAACAAGUUCUAAAAUAUGCAGAUUCCAAAUCCAUGGGCUUUGGAGGAGCAUACCGCCAUGUUUAUCCAUGGCUUGGUGAGGGUCUGCUUUUGGCAGAUGGCCAGAGAUGGAGCCGAGCCAGACGACUUUUAACCCCUGCCUUCCAUUUUAAGAUCUUGAAACCGUACAUACACAUCUACAACAAAGCCACAGAUCAACUGCUGCAAAAGUUAGAGCAUUAUGCUGAGAGGGGAAAAAGUUUUGAUCUUCUGAAGGAGAUGAGUUUGUGCACCUUAGACAUUCUUCUACAGUGUAUCUUUUCCAUGGAAACUGACUGCCAACAAAGGGAAUCUGACUAUGUCAAGUCAGUUUUGAAACUUGGAGAAAUUUGGAGCAAGCGGAACAGAAAACUAUGGCUGUUUCCAGAUGUAAUCUUCUACAACACAAGAUGGGGCAAACAAUUCAAAGAGCAUUGUUCUAAAGUCCAUGACAUAGCCGAGAACAUUAUCAAAGAAAGACAGCAAGAAAUCGAUCAAUUAGAUGGAAUGGGUGAGCGACCAUACUUAGAUUUUCUGGAUCUCUUACUGCAAGCAAAAGAUGAAGAUGGAAAUAAAUUGACUGAUGCUGAGAUCAGAAAUGAAGUUGAUACAUUUCUGUUCGAAGGACAUGAUACUACUGCCUCCUCUAUCAGCUGGUUACUUUAUCUGUUGGCCCAGCAUCAGAACUAUCAGCAGAAGGUCCAACAGGAGCUGGACACAAUAUGGAUAUCAAAAUCAACUGAAUAUGUCCAAUGGGAGGAUUUGCCUAAUUUGGAGUAUCUGACCAUGUGCCUGAAAGAAUCUUUGAGGGCAUCAUCAACGGUGCCAAUCAUCCAGAGACUAGUGCCAAGGGAAAUAACCAUUGAUGGCAAAGAUUUCCCACCAAACACUCUCUUCACUAUAGCUAUAAAUAGUGCCCAUCACAAUCCUGAAGUUUGGAAUAAUCCAGAUGAAUAUCUUCCAGAACGCUUCUCCAGGGAGAAUAUUUCCAACAUAGAUAAUUUUUCUUACAUACCAUUUUCUGCAGGUCCAAGGAAUUGUAUUGGGCAGCACUUUGCAUUAAAUGAAGAAAAGGUGAUUUUGUCAAGAAUAUUAAGGAAUUUCACUGUGACAUUGGACCCAAACUUUACUGUAGAGAAGAAGAUUGGCCCUGUGUUGAAGGCAGAGAAUGGCAUUCAUGUGUUUCUCACCAAGCGAAACAUCAGAUAGUUAAACAUCAGAUAGUGAAGAUUUUUUUAUCAUCAGACUGUUACACAAGUACACUACUUUUGAUAUUGAAAGUUUUUGAUAUUGAAAGCUCGGAAAUUUACUCACCAUAUUUUAAUUCACCUGCAGCUAAUUUUGUUAUUUAGUUUUAUUUCAUGUUAAGCAAAUUAACUCUCUUUUAUAUUUUCCCACUGGGGAGGGGUAAAAGGAGGGAAAUAAUAUGGGAUGAAAUUUCCCCCAAAACAGAGUGCAAUUGCAAUUAAUUUGGCAAUUCAGAUUUAUUAAUUUGUUUCAAAUUGACCUAUUCUUCAAGUGCCAAGAAAGAUAACUCGUGCAGAGGUGUGAUAUUUAAAAUCAUCGCCAAUAAUGCUAAAAUUAGAUGAUUGUUAAAGUUUUCACUUACUGUAUAUGAUAAUAAUACAAUUGUUUGUUUUUUGUUUUGUUUUUGUUUUAAAAAUUGUUGUUUUCAAUUUAUAUUUUUAAAACUCCUUGCUCAGAUAAUAUGCAAAUUUGUUGGUAAAAUAAAGGAAACCAACAGUUAUCAAGUUCAUCAAUUUACCGUAAGUAUGUACAUUGUAUGAUGUGUUUUAAUACAUUUUCUUAAUACUCAUCAAGAUAUUGAAAAUUUUACUGUAAACAAAGGCAUUGUAAUUAUUAUACUCAGAGACAUGUUAUUACUAAUUACAGUAUGGUGUAUUACAUCAGAUAUAUAUAUGUAUUUGUUUUUGUAAUAAUAACAAUAAAUUUCUUUCUGUAGAUAACUGAUAAACAUGCCAUUGUAUGUAUCAGUAAACCUACUUGCAGGACAACAGAUUCUGUAUACAUUCCCCCCACCCUUACCCUGGCAGAUUUAUAACUUACUCUGAAUGUAUGUAUUUGCUUACUUAAGUGUUUGUUUUUUUUUUACAUUUAAGGGAAUAUAUUUUAAGAAGGCAAGAGAUUGAUAAUGAUUUUUGUUUGAACUUUUUUUUUAUGACUAAAGAUAAGGGAGAUAAGGGAGAUUUUUCAUGGUAGAAUUCUGAAUGGUAGCUAUCUUCUGUUUUCUUUGUUAAAAGGGGAGAUGCAUGUUUUCUGGUGAAAAUUGUGUCACUAAGGUCAACUUUAAAAUGAAGUUUGUUGUCCUCUCCUGACUCAGGAUGAAAAGAUUGGGUCGGUAGGUAGGUGAGAAAUUUUUCCCUACAAAAUUUUAAUUUCAAAGUUGAAUUUUCUUUUUUUCCAGAAUGCAUAAUGCAGAAGGGGGGGGGGGGGAGGGGGAGGCAAUCAAACAAUUUUUUAAAGAUGGCCUAAGUCAAGUUUUUUCCCUGGUAUACGUGAUAUUUAUUUCAGUUUCUCUGUUGUGUUCAUUAUAAUUUCUGCAAUGUACGGAACCUCUUUAGUGUUGCCUGAGUGUUCUUUGUUAUAUAUUUUAAUGUUUCCUAUAGAUACAUGUAUGUUAUAUUUUUGUUGGUUACUAUUUAAUGCAAUACUCAAGAUAUCAAUCUCUAUAAUUCCGCUUACAGAGAAUUCAAAAAUGUUUUACUCAUGUUUUCUGUAUGUACUGGAAUAUAUUUUCAGAGUGUAGUGAACUGAUUAAUAUAUAGCAGAAUAUUGAAUAAAGAAUUUUGAGAACUUA
This is a messenger RNA of Saccostrea echinata, 3229 nucleotides long. Its product is annotated as cytochrome P450 4F4-like. Gene Ontology annotation, molecular function: iron ion binding; monooxygenase activity; oxidoreductase activity, acting on paired donors, with incorporation or reduction of molecular oxygen. NCBI's taxonomy places the organism in Eukaryota, Metazoa, Mollusca, Bivalvia, Ostreida, Ostreidae. The transcript has 11 exons. The record is from RefSeq and is a predicted model, not a curated record. The coding region runs from base 40 to 1620 and encodes 526 amino acids.